AUGGCCGCCGAAGAAGCCCAGCCUCCUGCCGUCGACGAGACCCCCAUCUCGCCCGUCCGCGCCAACGACCGCCGCAACUCGCUGGAGAAGCACCUGCAGCACCGCCCGGACCCCCAGGACCUGAAGAACAGGCACAUCCUGCUCGACACGGCCGCUGCCCCUGCCCUGCAGCAGAAGCAGCUGGAGCUCGAGCGCCAGAAGGUCAGCGACAACCUGAAGAAGGGCCUCGCGCACCGUCCCGAGCGUGACGAGCUUGUCGAGCGUCACAUCCUCCCCGACUCCAACGCCGCGCCCGCGCUGCAGGCCCACCAGAUCGAGCUCGAACGCAACAUGAAGGCCGACAACCUGGAGAGCGCGCUCAAGACCAGGCCUGCUCCCGACGAGCUCGUCAACAAGGGCAUCCUGGCUGAGAACCCCGCGGCGUGA
Molecule: messenger RNA, 426 nt
Organism: Diplodia corticola
Lineage: Eukaryota; Fungi; Ascomycota; Dothideomycetes; Botryosphaeriales; Botryosphaeriaceae
Product: rpel repeat protein
Exons: 3
Coding region: 1-426 (141 amino acids)
Source: RefSeq, a predicted model, not a curated record